This is a messenger RNA of Quercus robur (English oak), 1549 nucleotides long. RefSeq names its product 4-hydroxy-tetrahydrodipicolinate synthase, chloroplastic-like. Gene Ontology annotation, molecular function: 4-hydroxy-tetrahydrodipicolinate synthase activity. The record is from RefSeq and is a predicted model, not a curated record. NCBI's taxonomy places the organism in Eukaryota, Viridiplantae, Streptophyta, Magnoliopsida, Fagales, Fagaceae. The transcript has 3 exons. Bases 359 to 1453 code for a protein of 364 amino acids.
AAUUAUUGACUUCACAGUCUCCCCACACAGCCCCGCCUCAAACUACAAAAAGGAGCUCUCUUUACUGUGAAAAACCCAGCCGCCUCUAAACUGAAAGCCACCGCUCAGUGUUGUUUCUCCACAGCCACAAUCAACCCUCCUCCUCUUCCUCCGGCGACGGCGAAGCCAGGGUCCACCGCGCUAACCUCUUUUAACUCUCUCAACCAAUCUCUCCUUGCCACCAUUAUUUUCUUCACCACUACCACUCCCACUUCUCCACAUUUUUUUUUUCUGCUUCGUCUGAUCUCAUUUGAAAUCUAUUUCCCUCCUUUUUAUUCGGGUCGAAUCCGGGUUUUGAUUAAAUCUCACUUGCAAAGAAAUGGCUGCUUUGAAGAGCGAUAGCUUGUCUCUGAGGGGCCCUGCUCUCCAGUUUGCGCGUCCCACCUGUCCCGAUAACUAUAAGAGGAAUGCAAAGUGGAGGCCUCCGCAAGCAGCUGUAAUACCUAAUUUCCAUCUUCCAAUGCGCAGCUUGGAAGUUAAAAAUAGGACAUCGACAGAUGAUAUAAAGGCUCUUAGAUUGAUAACAGCCAUCAAAACUCCAUACCUACCUGAUGGUAGAUUCGAUCUAGAAGCGUAUGAUGACCUAGUGAACAUGCAGAUUGUCAAUGGUGCUGAAGGUAUUAUUGUUGGUGGCACAACUGGUGAAGGCCAAUUGAUGAGCUGGGAUGAACAUAUAAUGCUUAUUGGCCACACAGUAAACUGUUUUGGUGGAUCAAUUAAGGUUAUUGGAAACACUGGAAGCAAUUCCACAAGGGAAGCAAUUCAUGCUACCGAACAGGGUUUUGCUGUUGGAAUGCAUGGUGCCCUUCACAUUAAUCCCUACUAUGGCAAAACCUCCAAGGAGGGAAUGGUUUCUCACUUCGAAAGUGUUCUAUCCAUGGGUCCCAGCAUCAUAUACAAUGUGCCUUCGCGGACUGGCCAAGAUAUUCCCCCAGGUGUAAUUCACACUAUAGCCCGGAGUGCUUACUUGGCUGGUGUUAAGGAGUGUGUUGGAAAUGAUCGGGUCAAGCAGUAUACAGAUAAUGGUAUAGUAGUGUGGAGUGGGAAUGAUGAUGAGUGCCAUGAUUCUAGAUGGAGCUAUGGAGCGACUGGGGUGAUAUCUGUUGCUAGCAACCUUGUUCCCGGAUUAAUGAGGGAACUUAUGUUUGGAGGAAAGAACCCUUCACUGAAUGCAAAGCUCAUGCCUCUGAUUGAGUGGCUUUUUGAAGAGCCAAAUCCCAUUGGCUUAAACACGGCUCUUGCUCAACUUGGAGUUGUGAGGCCAGUUUUCAGGCUCCCAUAUGUUCCUCUUCCUCUGGCAAAGAGGGUAGAGUUUGUUAAUUUGGUGAAGGAAAUUGGCCGGGAGAAUUUUGUAGGAGAAAAAGAUGUUCAGGUUCUCGAUGAUGACGACUUUAUCUUAAUUGGUCGGUAUUAGUUUGUUUUCCUAGUUCUGGAUAUUUGGUUUGGGUUUUGAAGUGCUAGUUUGUCUUUGGCUUUCUUAAUGUGAGUUUGGGUAGCGUGUUUUGCACUA